Molecule: messenger RNA, 1684 nt
Organism: Cyprinodon variegatus (sheepshead minnow)
Lineage: Eukaryota; Metazoa; Chordata; Actinopteri; Cyprinodontiformes; Cyprinodontidae
Gene: lurap1
Product: leucine rich adaptor protein 1-like
Exons: 2
Coding region: 465-1538 (357 amino acids)
Biological process (GO): positive regulation of canonical NF-kappaB signal transduction; positive regulation of cytokine production
Source: RefSeq, a predicted model, not a curated record
UUUGCUCGGAUCUGUUCUCCUCUUCCACUAUGCGGCUGGUGCUGGUCGCUGUCAUUAUGCAGGUGGAAUCUGCGCAGUGUGCUUCAUAAUAGAGAUCUGCUACAGGGACCUCAACACACCAGUUCAUCUGGGCCCCCAAUCAGCUGGACACCGCCGUGGAAGGAAGCAGCAACAAGGCAUGGGAUAAAAGGACAAAUUGGAUUUUCUUUUCUUCAGACCUUGAAAGUAAUAUUUUGAAAAUGCUAAAAAAGCAAAUGCUAUCUUAAAAAAAACAAAAAAAAAAAACUACUUGGAUCUGCGAGGAAUGAUAACAGGGUGCUGUGUUGUUACAAAGUGACUCCUCUCUUGGCGCAGUCCAAGCAGUCGCAGAGGAUGUUAUCCAGUUCCAAAGGAAGUGAAAGUCCCAAACAGCAAAAAAGGACGUAAUCUUUUGGGCAUCUCUUCUUUUUGCGCACACCGGAGCUAUGGAUGAAGGUACCGCCAGCGACACCAUCCCAGAUCUCAAGGAUAUAGAGACAAAAAUCGGCCGUAAAACCCCCGAGGGUUUGCUGAAGUGGAUGCGAGAAGAUGCGUCUUCUCUUCGCGGGGAGGGCAAACUGGCCCCUCAUCAGGACACCAGCAAAGACACUGGAAGGAAGAGUUUGGAUGAAAAGAUUAGAAAACUCAGGAUGGAGAUGGCUUAUCUUCGCUCAGUGGAUGUCAAGAUUCUGCAACAACUGCUGGCGGUCCACGAGGGCAUUGAGGCUGUGAAGUGGCUGAUGGACGAGCGCAGCACACUAACCAGUCAUUGCAGCAGCCUGACCAGCAGUCAGUACAGUCUGGGCGAGGGCCCUGACACGUCUUGGAGAGGUUCCUGGAGCAGUCUGCAGGACCCCACUAAUGACAAGCUUGACAACAUCUCAAUUGGCAGCUACCUGGAUACUUUGGCUGAUGACAUGGACGAGUACUGCCCUUCCAGCUCAGAGUCUGUCAUUUGCUCAACCACACCACUGGUUUCAGAAACUUCUCCUGGGGGCAACACAGCUGGAGGCCCUAAAGUGUCUGGAGCAGGUUCUGCUCUGGGAGUGAGGGCUAAUAAUGGGUCUGGAAAUCGGAUUCAGUCUGGAACAAGUGACAGAGAUGAAGUGCUAGGGGGACCUGGGGUGAGCACUACUAUUAAAGGGUCUGGAGUAAGUGAGGCUGGAAAAUCAGCAGAUCCUAUCAGGUCUUACCAAGUCAAGUCACACAGCUCUAAGGAAGAGAUUCCAGUGUGGACUAAGCCUGCAGAGAUGGAUAAUGGUAGCUCUGUUUCAAAAGACAAUGCCAAAACACAAGCAAUGAAGGCCAAUGGUGCUCUGAAAAAACCUGCAACACAGAGUGGCAGUCCAACUCGCAAAGGCCUUGUUGACAAACUGGGAACGAGCCAGAGCCCAAAAGCUAAACAAUACAAAAAUGGAAAGAUUGACCUGGAUACAUGUAAAAUGAAUGGCAAAAUGCACCUGGAGUAUGAUGCUCAUUGGUUGUGGGUGCAGUCACAAGAAGAUGUGACAUUUUUGUAAAAAGGAUAAUCACAUGGGAGCCUAAAUGAAGGGAAGUACAGUGAUAAAUUAACACACUUAGUUAAAUAAACAGGGCAUGGUAGCUAUCAACGUGUUUAUCAACCCUUCCCUCGUGUGACUGCACUAUUUUUUCUGGAAAGCAUUGA